Messenger RNA from Rhipicephalus sanguineus (brown dog tick), 793 nucleotides. RefSeq names its product female-specific histamine-binding protein 2-like. Gene Ontology annotation, molecular function: amine binding. The transcript has 5 exons. NCBI's taxonomy places the organism in Eukaryota, Metazoa, Arthropoda, Arachnida, Ixodida, Ixodidae. The record is from RefSeq and is a predicted model, not a curated record. The coding region runs from base 44 to 619 and encodes 191 amino acids. Gene Ontology annotation, biological process: symbiont-mediated perturbation of host defenses.
CCGAAGCGCUCCAUACACCGACGGAACAUUGAAGGAAGUCAGCAUGAAGUUUCUUGUACUCUGCCUUGCCUCCACCUUGGCGCUCAGCCAGGCUAAGGGAGAUCCGCCAGCUUGGGCGGAUGAAGCGGCAAAUGGGGCCCACCAAGACGCCUGGAAGAGUCUCAAAGCCAGCGUCGAAAGCAUGUACUUCAUGAUAAAGGCCACCUACAAGAAUGACCCAGUCUGGGGCAAUAACUUCACUUGUGUGGCUGUUGCGGCUGAUGAUGCGAACGAAGAUGAGAAGAGCGUUGAAGCAACGUUUAUGUUUUUCAAUAAUGCUAACAGGUUAUUCCACCGAUUUUCUACUGAAAAGGCGACUGCUGUUAAAAUGUAUGGUUACAAUAAGGAAAACGCCUUUAAAUACGAGACAAGGGAUGGACAAGUGUUCACAGAUGUCGUUGCAUUCUCCGAUGACGACUGCUAUGUAAUGUACGUUCCUGGUACAGACGGAAACGAAGAAGGUUAUGAACUGUGGAGUACCUUGUACGGGUGCGUUCCGCUCAGUUGUUUGGACAAGUUUAAUGAAUACGCUGCGCGCAUGGAGGUACGAGACGUGUUCACAAGCAAGUGCGUGGAAUAAUGUCUUGAGAGUAUUGCUAUUUCAAAGCUGAAACUGGAUAAUGUCACCAUGGCUCCGAAUGCUCGAUGUAGCCUUCGAUAAUACUGUUUGCUUAGGUUUUUGGUUUUGGGUACAUUGUAGUCUUUGCAGACGACCAGCAUAUGUAAUGAAAAAUAAAAUAUUGUGCAGUAGGAA